Striga hermonthica is the source of this 2391-nucleotide messenger RNA. Lineage: Eukaryota; Viridiplantae; Streptophyta; Magnoliopsida; Lamiales; Orobanchaceae. The record is from the annotation of a GenBank genome assembly.
AUGGGGACAAAAGACAAUGGAGAUGAUCUUUCAGAAGAUUGGUCAUCACACGCAUCAUCACCGAGUGAGGCUUUUCAUCAAUUUCCUCAGGAGGGUGUUAAAGUGGCUGCCGAGGAAUGGCACAAUGGCUUUCCCGGUAGUCCAAUCCUUCCUCUUCCAGAGCAAGCACCGAGGCACAGGCGGGCCCACAGUGAAAUACCCUCUUUGUUCUAUAAGAAGUCUACUAGUACCAGCAGUUUCCAUAGAUGGAAGUCUCAGAUGCAAAGGGCUUUGCAAUGGGGUGGUCGUAGUUUUCAAGACCGUCAUUAUUCUUCUUUCGAUCCCGAGAUUUUGGCUAAUCAGAAGAGGCAGUGGUAUCAGAUUCACUCGAAAACGUCGGGCCCUGAAAUAUAUAAAGAGCCAACCUCGCUUUUUGAACACUUCAUUAUAGCCGGGCUUGGUCCAGAUGCUAAGCUUCAAGUUGUUGAAGAUGCAUUUGUAAGAAGGAAGAAAUGGGAGCACGAAAGCGAAAGAAAUGAACUGUUAGACUUUCACUCGCGGAAACAUCAACGACCUACAUUUCCAACAUUGGAACCUCAGGUCCUGUUUGUGUAUCCUCCUGGGAAGAAGUUGUCUUUGCGUAUAAAGGAUCUGGCUGCAUUUUGCUUCCCUGGAGGUGUCAAGGCACGCAUGAUGGAGAGAACACCAUCUCUAAGUGACUUGAACGAACUUGUUUAUGGACAGGAACACUUGCGAAGAGAUGAUUUAUCCUUCAUUUUUUCACUUAAGGUAGCAGGCAACACAACACUUUAUGGUGUUUGCUUGCAUGUGCAGGAGGUUGUUCAGAGACCUCCUGUUGUGUUUGAGGCUUCACCACCUCUUUCCCAAUUGAAUUACGGCUCCAGUAGGUUUUUGGUCUCGGCCCCUCGUUGUUAUUGUAUCUUGACAAGAGUGCCUUUUUUCGAGCUGCACUAUGAGAUGUUAAACAGCAUCAUUGCUCAGGAACGCCUGAACCGGAUCACCAAAUUUGUAGCUGAAAUGUCUCUUGCCGAAAAUGCCCCUUCACACCCCUUGCCGAAAAACCAUAUAAACGAGAAAUUUGAAGAAAGCGGCAACACCACAGAUUGGAUGGCUACAGCAAUUCCUGUUGGCAGUGCCAUCACCCUAACGGCGGCCGCAGCCGGAAUCAUAUCGGACGAGGAGGCUUUCUCGAGGUGCGAGAAUUCUCCGGUUAGUGUGGCCGCCAGUGACAAUUCAUAUAAUUGUCAAAUGAUGGACGGGGACAAAAAUGUCCAUGCCUCGGAUGACUGCAUCUCAGAGACCUCCGAGUUCGUUUGUACUCCAGUCAACCUGUAUGACUGCAGCAAAAACCAGUGCCGUCAAAGCUUUGAGUCCUUAUUCAGUCCAGCUAGAAGUCUGCCAUCAGAGGAAGAGGAUGACAUCUUUAGUAACUAUGAUGAAGAUCUGAGCUUUGAUAUGAUAAUGGAAUGGGCAAGGGAAAAUAAAAAUGAUUUGCUUCAGAUAAUUUGUGGUUAUCAUUCUCUUCACCUUCCUGCAAGGGGAGGGAAAGUCAUUUUUCAGCCACUUGAGCAUCUGCAGGCCAUUGAGUUUCAACGGGUUCCUAUAUCUGCUCUUGGCCUAUUUGAAAAGUAUCUUGACAAAAAUACAAAAGAUUCGUCUCAGUUAAAAUUGGCUAUUGCUGAGGAAGCUGUUGCACUCUCUCUAUGGUCUACUGCUACAAUAUGUCGAGUUCUUUCUCUUGAAAGCGUUCUGGCUAUAGUCACUGGUGUAUUAUUAGAAAAACAAGUGGUGCUGCUGUGCCCAAACCUGGGUGUACUGUCUGCUGUGGUGUUGUCCCUUAUCCCCAUCAUUCGCCCAUUUGAAUGGCAGAGUUUAUUUCUUCCAAUUCUGCCGACAAAAAUGUUCGAUUUCCUAGAUGCCCCUGUUCCUUUCAUUGUUGGCAUUCAACAAAAACUUGCUGAUAUGAAGAUGAGAACUCCUAAUCUGGUUCAAGUCAACAUAAAUAAAAACCAGGUGAAAACGUGCAAUCUACCCCAACUUCCUCAACGAAAAGAGCUUAUAUCUGAACUCGGGCCAAUCCAUUCCAUCUUGUCAUCCGAAGAAUGUGUCGCUCAGAAAAAUCCAGUCUAUAAAUGCAAUGAAGUGCAGGCUGAGGCUGCUGCCCAAUUUCUAUAUGUUAUGAGGCGGUACUUAGAGUCGCUCUGUUCAGAUUUGAGGUUGCACACGAUUACCAGUGUACAAUCAAACAAUGACAAGGUUUCUAUACUUCUGAAGGAUAGCUUUAUCGAUUCCUUCCCCUCGAGAGAUCGGGCAUUUGUUAAGUUAUUUGUAGAAACACAGCUAUUCACAGUCUUGUCCGACUCUCGUCUUUCGAGUUACGAAAACGAAUAG